Cladophialophora bantiana CBS 173.52 is the source of this 1986-nucleotide messenger RNA. RefSeq lists its product as uncharacterized. The transcript is spliced from 7 exons. Gene Ontology annotation, molecular function: zinc ion binding; DNA binding. Gene Ontology annotation, biological process: DNA-templated transcription. The record is from RefSeq and is a predicted model, not a curated record. NCBI's taxonomy places the organism in Eukaryota, Fungi, Ascomycota, Eurotiomycetes, Chaetothyriales, Herpotrichiellaceae. Bases 1 to 1986 code for a protein of 661 amino acids.
AUGCUUGCUCCCGAUCAAAGACUAGAUGUGACGGACGAAUCCCCUGUGGCCAAUACCUUGCUAGGGGAAGACUUUGUACAUCGGAUAGACCAUAUGCCCUCAAGAGGCGAUGUGCCCUUCCAAAUCAUGAGCUUGCUCAUCAGAAUUGCGGCGCCGCUAGAGAGGUCCAUGGGGAGAUUGAUGCCGUCGACGCCCGACCAGAAAAUUUGUCUUGGUCGGCUCUGGGACACGACGUGGGCAGAUGGACAACACAGCGCUGAACUGAGUAGGCAAUCUGACGAUAGUGCUUGCGACCGGGCGCCACUGGACGAGGACUCAGUGCCCCCAGCUCAACAGCAGCCGAUAGAAUCGAUGAUCAAUGCUGCAAAUACGCAGCAAAUGAACUCGUUUGGUCUGAGUGGUGGAUUUCUCUGGAACGACUUUGCCUCACUCGAGUGCCACAAUCCAUUUGAGUACGAGAAUCUGACGCAUCUUUUCUGGUUUCCUGACGCAUUCAUUUCCGAGGAUGGGGUUCUUGGACAAGGAACUACCCAGAGUUCUGUCAAUGGCGCACAUAAGCAAAACGGUGCGGGCAACAAUGUGGAUCCAUAUGCAGACUGGACUUUGGACCCAGUAGUCGCUGACGGACUCCGCGACACUGUUUCUUCUCGGAUACAUGUCACGGUGUCCAAGGCACUUGAUCAAGAUCUUGUGAGAAAGAUUCCACAUCUGUUUCCGCCUCUACAGACCGUCCAGGCAAUCUUUGCAGAAUAUCAUCGGAAUCUCGCCUUGCAGUAUCCAAUGGUACAUCCAAGUACCUUCUUUGAAUCCACCUGGGAAGAAGAUGAGGCUUAUUCUGACAUCGGCUUGUUCUUUUCCACUCUAAUGACCUUUGGUUGCCUCACUAUCCCUGUGCAGGAAGCUCGAUCGUUCGCGAUUCAGCUGGCCUUCCUCAUACGCAACAUGAUCAACGAGACAAUGACCAGGGACGAAAAUCAGAUCAAUGAUAUCUGGACCAUGAGUACCGCGCUAAGGGUAACCGUGCUCAGCGCGUGGUGUGGCAACGAAAGACACGCGGAACUUGCAGAGGCAUUUCGGGGUACCUUUUCAACGGCAUUUCUCCGCCGAGGUUAUUUCAAGUCUGCCGCUUCCGUCGAUUCGCUGAGUGAUGACUCCCACUUCGCCGAUUGGGGAGCCUGGAUAAACAGAGAGCGGAAGACUCGAAUGGGUUAUAUCUGGUAUGUUGUAGAACAAGAAAUUGGCCUCUUCCACUGUUUAUCCCCAACAAUCCACUUCUCGGAUAUGCGCAGCCCUAUUCCCUCUGCGGAUGAGCUCUUCUUUGCAGAGACCGAGGAUGAAUGGAGCGCAUUGGUACAGAGCUACUGUCAGCUGGAAGGUCCAGGGAAUCAGUCGCGACUGCACCCACCGUCCCUAGCGGCGUUCUACUGCAUGUUCCUUCGACACGAUUUUCUUGAACUGCAUUGCCAUGUCACCGCCUUGCAGUUGAGGUUUUUGCUGUGUGCUAUUCAGACUCAAGUCACUCAGUUCGUCCAAAGUAAUCGCUUUGUCAGUACAGAACAAUCCUAUGCCGACGAACCACAUUUCGAAUCAGGCAGUUUUGCAUCUCUGCGGCAAGAAGAACUGCAAAUCAUGCUCAUCAAGUGUGACAUCCAACUCCUCGCUGGCCGAGAAGGGCCUGCUGGCGCCAAGCCACUCAUACCACAAUUCCCGCGAUGGGUUCGAUCGCCAUCCUCGCUCAAGGCGCUGGCGCAUGUAGGCCAAGUCCUCAAGGUCUUACAGUGUCCAGAUUAUGUUGUCCUGCAACCGCUCUGGUGGCCCAUUGCUCUAUUCCGCGUUUCGUUGAUCAUGUGGGCUUAUGGCGUUGGAUUUAAGCUCCAACCAGGCCGCAUGCAACAGGCAUACGACCUGGAUUUUGAUGCUGCUCCUCGGAUAUCCCUGAACGAUCCCGAGCAAGAUUUCGGGCCCCAUGGGAGAGUGUUACGGUAA